AUGAGCGAAAAGAAGAUACCCCCGUGGUUGAGCUCCCAUCCGGCCUUUCACGGUUUCUUGCCUCGCGAAGAUGCCACCACAGUGCUCAACAAGGAGGGCAGCUAUCUAAUCAGGGUUUCACAAGUAGUUCAAGAUGGGACAACACGUCUUUGCUUUGUCAUCUCGUACCGUCUCACCGAGAAACAGGUCAACGAUGCGCGAGCGGCAGCACCCGCGAGUAAAUGUCCGACUUCGGAAAUGGCGAUUCGACACAUUGCCGUCGUCGAGAACAAAGGCAGUUUCACGAUCAAUGAGAAGCACGACUUCGCCUCAUUGAAAGAACUCAUCGAUUAUCAUUCGAGCAAGGAAGAGCAAAUCCCCGGAGCCGGUUUUAGUUACAAAUGCAAGCUACAAUUUCCGAUCGCAAGACAAGAAUGGGAACUAUUACACGAAAAUCUCAAGACACAAGAAACUUUGGGAGAGGGUCAAUUCGGAGUUGUUUAUCGUGGCUCACUUCGUCGUCCUUCAACCAAAUGGGUGUCCAUCGCUUUGAAACAGACUAAAGACGAUUGUGCCGCCUCGAAAAAGAAACGGAAAGAGAUCAUGGCCGAAUGUCGACUGAUGCGUGGAUUGAAUCAUCUGAAUGUUGUUCGUUUUUAUGGAGUGGCCGUGCUUCGACAACCGAUCUACAUUGUUCUCGAGCUGGUGCCUGGAUUGGAUUUGCUUCUCUACUUGACGAACAAUCGAGGAAAAAUCAAUAAACGACAACGACACGCUUUCGUAUCUGGAAUAGCGUUUGGAAUCGAGUACAUCCACUCGCAAGGAAUCAUUCAUCGGGACUUGGCUGCUCGCAAUUGUUUAGUAGAUUCCGUUCGAAAUUUAGUUAAAAUCAGCGACUUUGGGAUGUCGAUUCGAGGCAGUGAGUAUGAGUUGCCGAAAGCAAAAAAUGCUGUGAGAUUGCCACUUCGAUGGAUGGCCCCCGAAUGCAUUCUGGAGUUUCGUUAUACACAGAAGACGGACGUUUGGUCGUUUGGGUUGAUUGUUUACGAAAUCUACACCGAGGGUCGACAGCCGUAUGAAGGAAAAAAGAACGAUCAAGUCAGAGAGCUGUUGAUGACCGGAGUGAAACCACAAUUGCCCAAAGGAGCCGGGAAGAAACUUCAGGAUUUUCUCGACAACAGCGUCUUCACAAGAAUCGAUAAAAGAGCCUCAAUGAUGGAGAUUUCAAAUUUUAUUGUCCAGUGGUCGGGCAUUCAACGACCGCCUGCACUGGACGAGGACAGUGAUGGAACGCCAACUUUGAUCAGCAGUGGAACCGAUUCG
Messenger RNA from Mesorhabditis belari, 1302 nucleotides. The record is from the annotation of a GenBank genome assembly. NCBI's taxonomy places the organism in Eukaryota, Metazoa, Nematoda, Chromadorea, Rhabditida, Rhabditidae.